This is a messenger RNA of Moesziomyces aphidis, 525 nucleotides long. The record is from the annotation of a GenBank genome assembly. NCBI's taxonomy places the organism in Eukaryota, Fungi, Basidiomycota, Ustilaginomycetes, Ustilaginales, Ustilaginaceae.
AUGACGGUCACUCCACCCUCGGCGUGUUUGCGCUUCGUGCAGCGCAUCUGUCGUUCGUUCCAGUCCUUCUCGGGUCACGAUGCAGUCACCAUUCCCCAACUCAAGAUCAACAGUGCUCGACCGGGCUUUGUGGCAGGCACGUUUACCAUUGGCAAGCACAACGUCAACCGCCUCGGCUCCCUGCAUGGCGGAUGCAUCGCCACACUCACCGAUACCAUGGGAUCCCUAGCCAUCGCUUCCAAGGGCCUCUAUUCAACGGGCGUCAGCACGGAUAUCAACACCACCUACGUCAAGACUGCAGGCACUGCAGGAAGCACGAUCAAUGUACAGGCCCAUCUCAUCAGCAUGGGCAAGACUCUCGCAUUCACAAGGGUCGAGUUGCUGCAUCAAGAGUCCAAUCAGCUACUGGCAUACGGCAGCCAUACAAAGUACAUCAAGGGCGCCAUUAGGGAUGCAGAAAACGUCACCUUUGAUCCAGAGGGUCAGUACGUGCUCGAGGGCAAACAACCCGACGAAUGGAAGUAA